Clupea harengus (Atlantic herring) is the source of this 1219-nucleotide messenger RNA. It is a transcript of the gene adtrp1, whose product is annotated as androgen dependent TFPI regulating protein 1. The record is from RefSeq and is a predicted model, not a curated record. Lineage: Eukaryota; Metazoa; Chordata; Actinopteri; Clupeiformes; Clupeidae. Gene Ontology annotation, cellular component: membrane; endomembrane system.
UGAGGGCAUGCGGAAGUAACGUCAGUUGAAAAUGGCUGGAACUAGUCUGGGAUGGAGGUCGUGUCUGUCUGUUCAUUUAGCAGUAUUUGGAUGGUAUGUUUUCACAUUACGGACUAAUUGUUCAUUAGAAAUAUCGGAUCGACAUCCAGGAGCGCAAACAUACGGAGGACGAUGGAAGUACCUCACAUUCUUAAACCUGGUGAUGCAGACGGUCUUUUUUGGAUUAUGUGUUUUGACCGAUAUCAUUCACAUGGCAGUGUCAAAUAAAGCCGCUCGUAGCGGACUUCCAGCUCGCCUAUUAAAAACGCGAGAUUAUUUCUUUACUGUCUUGGCAUUUCCAGUUGGGACAUUUGUCUUCGCAUCUUUUUGGUCACUCUACACUUACAACCGCGAACUCGUAUAUCCGAAGUUUUUGGAUGAUAUCAUUCCAAUAUGGCUCAACCAUGCUUUGCACACCGUCAUAAUGCCCCUGCUCCUGGUGCAGAUGUUUCUCCAGCCUCACAAGUUCCCCAGCCGGGCCAAAGGCAUCCUGGGCUUGGCCGUGUUUGUUGCUCUUUAUCUGGCAUGGGUCCUGUGGGUGCACCAUGUGUCGGGGAUCUGGGUCUACCCUAUCAUGUCCCACCUCAGUCCCGUGGGGCUGGUGGUGUUCCUGGGGGUGGCCUCUCUGACCAUGGCCCCCCUGUACCUGCUGGGGGAGAAAAUGAGCCAGCUGAUGUGGCGGACGGCAGGUGAGAGUGGUGGGAAAGGGAAGAAAAAGAAGUAGACACCGUUUGGCUGUGAAAUGAACCUUGAUGAAGGGGACCAUGCAAGCAGACCAGGAGUGGCAUGGACCAAAGCAGAGGAAGCUUUUGAAAUCUAGUUAAACCAGCGCUGGACUCAGGUCUUUACCUAUUAAACUACAUACCAUUUUCAGCACUGAACCUAUACGCAGCAAUCAAACAUCAAGAAUCUGUACGAGGAUGACCCUGAUUUAGAGAGUUGGUUUUAAAUUCUUGGUUUUGUCACGGUUUACACUGUUAGCAUGUCAUCCAAAGGCAUUCAAUACAUGCUGAUAACUUCAAGAUGCUGUUUUUUUUUUAUUGGCCAGUUCUAUCCAUGUGUGCUGUGUUAUAUUUAAUUGCCCAAGUAUAUGAAAAUAAGAUUCCUUUAUUAAAUAGCUGUCUAAAAUAGAAUUGAAGUGUAUUUUUCAAUUGAAUAAAUGUGAUUUACAUAAACCGAA